This is a messenger RNA of Acaromyces ingoldii, 2938 nucleotides long. RefSeq names its product nuclear pore protein 84/107. Bases 94 to 2664 code for a protein of 856 amino acids. Gene Ontology annotation, molecular function: structural constituent of nuclear pore. Gene Ontology annotation, biological process: mRNA export from nucleus; post-transcriptional tethering of RNA polymerase II gene DNA at nuclear periphery; protein import into nucleus. NCBI's taxonomy places the organism in Eukaryota, Fungi, Basidiomycota, Exobasidiomycetes, Exobasidiales, Cryptobasidiaceae. Gene Ontology annotation, cellular component: nuclear pore outer ring; nuclear pore. The transcript has 3 exons. The record is from RefSeq and is a predicted model, not a curated record.
CGCUUUUCCAUUUUUUGCACCUUCGACCUUUUUGUGACUUCCGCGACAGAGACACAAAGACUAGCCAAGUCAGGACAGCAAAGGGCAGGAGGCAUGGACGGGUCGACGGCAUCGACGUCGUCCUUUGCGGCCUUUGCACAGGCCCUCAACCAGUCCAAGGCACAGCCCGUGGCAUCGCUCCUCGAUGCGCAAACGGGCCUGGCGCAGGUGUUUGCGUCAGCAUGCUCGUCGCGCGCCGCCUCUGCGCUGAGCGGCAUGGGCGUCGGUCCACGCACCAUCGGUUUCCUAGACAGAGAGAGGGGGACAGCAGCCGGCGGAGAGGGGGUCGGUGGUGAGAAUGACGACGAUGGUGAUGAUGGCGAGGCAUGGGAGCUCGAGGAGCAGACGUGGAACCUCAUCCACCUUUUGUAUGCUGAGAGGCUGCAGAGAGCCUCGUCGGAUCCUUCUUCGUCAUCAGCGGAGCGAGUCAAGAAUCCGUACGAGACGCCGUUUGCGGCGGUUCAGGACCUCAUCGAUGGCGAUGCACCGCUGAGCGAGCUGAGGAUCAUUCGCGACUGGCUCUCGUCCACGCUCGUCUGCACCCACCCCGUCGAGGUUCGCAAGGGCUAUUGGCCCUUUACCAAGAACCGUCUCCGAAACGACAAGCGCACGACGUCGACGUCGUCGGGACGGGGUGGCAGUGCCGGUAAGGGUCUGGGCCUGGGCAAAGCAGGAGGGACAGGCAAGGGCAUCAGGGCGCUGGAUCCAGACGCACCGACGAGGGAAGCCUCUGCGCUGGAGCUGGAGGACGGCAUCUACGAAAAGGCGCUAAAUCGGACUCUGUUUGAAUAUGUCCGGGCCGGGCAGCUCGAUGCUGCUCUCGACCUGGCUAGGCAAUCGGACCGGAGCUGGCGGGCGGCGAGCCUCAGGGGUGCCCUCCUCUACUGGCGACCCGGACUGGAUGAUACCCAAGAGCUGACGGAGCCAAUGGGCAACGAGAACCGGGCGCUGUGGAAGGCCGUGUGCCGCUCCAUUUGCACACGGGCGGCUUUGGACGAAUACGAGAAAGCCCUGUAUGGCGCACUUUCCGGCGACUUGCGCUCAGUCAUCCACGUCAGCAAAUCUUGGGAGACGCAGCUGUGGGCCCACGUCAAUGCUCGAUUGGAGGCUUCGAUCGACGCCAAACUCGACGCUCGAGGUGCCUGGUGGAGCCAAGACGCCGACUCGACCUUUCCCGGCACCAAUGAUGUUGGCGCCGUCAAGCUCGUCGAGCUCAGCAUUCCAAGCGUCGGUGUAGACGGCGUCAACAGCAGCAGCGGCGAUGGGGCGGGCAAAAAGGCAGCUGGCGAGCCCUUGACGGUAGCAGAGGAGCUGCGCAACGUCUUUGGCAGGCUUGGCCAGACUGAGCAGCACGGCAUACAGGCCCAGUCCAAUCAUCCAUUCCGCGUUGUGCAAAAGGCCGUGAUUCUGGACGAGGUCUCGGAGCUGCUCAUCCACGUAGAACCGAAGCUGGCCGAGAUGAGGGUCACCGCGGCACCCCAGCAGUAUGCGCGGCUGGUGCGUUUCUUUGCCCACCUCAUCCUCUUUCUGCGUCUCCUCAGGCUUGAGCGGCCUCCUCCGGACGUCGUCUGCAAUUCCAUCUUGCGCGCUUACGUCGAGAUUCUCGAGGGAUAUGGCGAGGAUGACCUCGUCGCUCUGUAUGCGAGCUCCUUGGGUCCCGAGAGCGCGACGGAGAGCUAUGCGCACUAUCUCAAACUCAUGGAUGUCAACGAGCCGCUGGAGCACCGACGAGCUGCGCUGCGACGGGCCGAGGAGCACCACCUCGACGUGGCCGCCGUUGCCCGGUCGACGGUGGCCAUGAUCUUCGACGAAGUGUUUCCCUCGAUUCCCUCGCUCUCGGACUUUGCAAUGUCGUCCUUCGAGGCCGGCCUGUCGCUGGGCGAAGAGCGGCUCAUCCGGGCCAUUGACUGGCUCACCUUCCAUCCCUUGACGCACUUUGACGCCAUCGUGCAGACCAACACGCUCAUGCGCCUCUUUCUCAGCUCGGGCAAGGUGCACGCCGCCCGGACGCUGCUGUUUGAGCUGCCGGCCGACGUCGUCGGUCAGCUCGAGACCAUUGCCGAGGCCAAGCCAGACGAGGCCGUUGAAUUCGUGCACUGGAGGAGCUUCUUUGAGGCUCUCAAUGCCCACCUUCAGUACCUGGAGCUUUGGAGCAAGAGGCCUGCCCCUCAUUCGGCCCAUACGCGCGUUUCAAAGAUGGACACGCACGCCUGGACUACGGCCCUGUCCAACGUCGUCGAGACGGCACGCCAGAGCAUCGUCGACGUGCUCGAGAUGGACUGGCUCAAGAUCGAUGGCCAGGCCGACGCCGCCGCCGCGAUGCUGACGAUUGACGACGAGCGGAGAUGGGUCGAGCUGGCGAGGAUCCGGCAGAUCUAUGUGCCCGAGCUCGUCUUUAGGCUGCACCACAUGCUCUUUGACACGAGCGACGUCCUGCCAGGGAAUCUCGCAGCUGUUCUGAAGCUGCCGAAUCUCGUGGCCGACGAGCGACACAAGCUCUACCUCGAGUUCAUCGGCGCCAGUGGCUCGCAGAACCGGCUCAAAGAGUACCUUUCUUUCGUCCGAGCCGCACACCUCGUUGGCCUGGAUCGCGACCCGGAUGCGUUCCGGCUAGCAAGCGACUGAGAGAGGGAGAGAAAGGAUUACUUGUGAUAUUAUCGAGGCACAAUCAAAAGCUGCUAUAGAGGACAGGAGGGAGAUCUAGGGCGAUACGAGAGGGUGAAAGAGAGCGAGAGAGAUACUUUGACUUGGUCUGAUGCGAUGAUGAGUGAGUGGUGGUGGGCAGAUUGGGAUGAGCUUCAGGGGAGCAGGCGGUCGACGGCUGCGCUGAACUCGCGGGCCGUGAGCUUGGGUGGGUUGAAAAAGUGCGGCGGCAGGGGCUGGCCCCGGGCAAGAGCCC